Messenger RNA from Sphaeroforma arctica JP610, 232 nucleotides. RefSeq lists its product as hypothetical. The annotation marks the transcript as partial. The transcript has a single exon. Lineage: Eukaryota; Ichthyosporea; Ichthyophonida. The record is from RefSeq and is a predicted model, not a curated record.
CAACAUGAUGUUGCAGUUCUUCUUUCCGCAAGUGUACGAGGACAGGUGCGUGACCGUCGCAGCACCAGACACCAUGCGCCAGUACACAGGCAUGUGGCUGACGGUGGACUUCAACGACCCCACCACGCUCACCACACCUUUCCUACAGGUGAGUGUGGGAGAUGUACUUCAUUGCAUGUGUUGUCAUGUAUGCGCUGAGUUUACACUGAACUCUCUUUUACGAGCGUGGUAG